UUUUGCGGAAAUGGGUUGGUCUCCAACCUGAAUCCCAUCUCUCUGAAAAUGGGUUUUCUCGUGACUUACCACACUUCACAUAACGAAACUACAAAGGUAGAUAAAAAUAAAAAAAAAUUUUCCAGUGCUGCAGGCCAAUGUUCUCCUUCACAAGAGUGUCUAAACGGAAUAUGUUGCCCACAAAAUCCUAACAAUUAUCUGGGUAUAUUAAUUAAAAAUUCCAUAAGAAAGCUUCUUAAGAGGCUUGUGGAGGUCAAAUAGCCAUAGAACGUUGUGAUUCUGGGACGUGUUCAAACGGAUUGGUUUGUACCGCCUCUCGAUAUUGUUGUCAAUGUAAAGUUGGGCGUUCUGCUGGAUAUUGUAAUAUGGGUGCUUGCAAACCCGGUUAUCAAUGUCAAAAUGGGUAUUGUUGCCCUUCUUGUCCGGAUAAUACAAUGACUUUUGGUGUUUGUACAGCGGGGGAUUCUACAAAUUAUAAUCUGCAAUAUUCAAAUGGACAGAGGCAACUGGGCUGUCCCAUUGGUAAAUUCUUAUUUUAAAAGAAAAAUUAAUCUGAAGAGUCAGACCUCAUUAAAAUAUACACACAACACUAGACACACCUCUAUUUGGGAUAUGGUUUUUAAAAAAAAUUUUUGUUGACCACAGGAAGGAGGAGUUGCCCAGAUGCCCUUCUAUUUAAUAAACACCCUCAAUAUAAGACACCUCCUAUUUAGUAUACAACUCAUUAUAAGGCACCCUCCAAGGGGGCAUCUUAUUUAUAAUGUACCCCUCUAUUUAACAGACACCUUCAUUAUAAAACCCCUUCUAU
Messenger RNA from Meloidogyne enterolobii, 808 nucleotides. NCBI's taxonomy places the organism in Eukaryota, Metazoa, Nematoda, Chromadorea, Rhabditida, Meloidogynidae. The record is from the annotation of a GenBank genome assembly.